Messenger RNA from Polyodon spathula (Mississippi paddlefish), 1508 nucleotides. RefSeq names its product CTD small phosphatase-like protein. Lineage: Eukaryota; Metazoa; Chordata; Actinopteri; Acipenseriformes; Polyodontidae. The coding region runs from base 572 to 1414 and encodes 280 amino acids. The transcript has 8 exons. The record is from RefSeq and is a predicted model, not a curated record. Gene Ontology annotation, molecular function: RNA polymerase II CTD heptapeptide repeat phosphatase activity.
CGGACACAGUUCUGCACAGCAGCAGCCCCUCGGAACGCGUCCCCCGCAUCGAGCACAGCGAGGGAAGGGGAGGGGUGUUACUGGAAACCGCCUCCUUCUUCGCCUGUGUUUGUGAAUCGCAAACACUCACCGCCUCCAUGUUGGAAAGAGAAUAUAGAAACGACUCCUCUUUUUCUGUAAUAACUCGCAAAAACUGGGAGUAUUUAAAUUGCACAAUACGGGGACUCGAACUGAAGCUGUGGAAACAAAAACCGGUCAGAAACUUUUUUUUUUUUUUUCUUUUUCCCCACGGGCUGCUAGCAGAUGUACGGGUAGGAACAUUGUGGGGGAUUUUUUUUUUUUUUGUAACAUUUUUUAAAUGUUUUUUUAUUUCGUUUUUUUGUGAGGUGUGUGUGUGUUUUUGUUUAGUUUCUCCGUGGAGGUCUGGAAUUUAACGUUCCUCUGAAAAGGGGCCUGUCGUGCUUCUGUGGGGCUCCGUGUUUGGCUGCUGAUAAUUGACAGGGUGGCUAAUAAAAAGAAAAAAAAUUGAGAAAAAAUAAGUGAAUAAAGAAAGGAAUAUUUUUGAGUUUCCAUGGACAACACGUCCAUCAUUACCCAGGUUGCAAACCCUAAAGAGGAGGAGAUCAUCUCUUCUAGUCAGGAGAAAGUUUCCCAGUCGAACAGCUGCUUAAAGAAGCAGAGGAGUAGAAGCAUCUUCAGCACCUUGCUGUGCUGCUUCCGGAGCAACAAUGCAGAGCCGCCCUCCUGUAACAACAGCAGCAGCAGCAGCAGCAGCUCCCUCCCCGCGCCCGCGGAGGAGAACGGGACGCUUCCCAAGUGUGAGCAGGUGCAGGUCAUUGCAGCCCCCAGUCCUCCAGAGAAAUUCCUCCUCCCUGAGAUCAACACAUCAGAUUAUGGCAGGAAGUGUGUGGUGAUCGACUUGGAUGAAACUUUGGUGCACAGUUCUUUUAAGCCUAUUAGCAAUGCUGAUUUCAUCGUUCCUGUAGAGAUUGAUGGCACGGUCCACCAGGUUUACGUAUUGAAACGGCCGCAUGUUGACACAUUUCUGCAGAAGAUGGGGGAACUCUUUGAAUGUGUUCUCUUCACAGCUAGCCUAGCCAAGUAUGCAGACCCAGUGGCAGACCUGCUGGAUCAAUGGGGUGUGUUCAGAGCCAGACUAUUCAGAGAAUCCUGCGUUUUCCACAGAGGGAACUAUGUCAAAGACCUGAGUCGAUUAGGAAGAGAGCUCAGCAAAGUUAUCAUAGUGGACAAUUCACCGGCAUCCUACAUCUUCCAUCCAGAAAAUGCAGUCCCUGUGCAGUCGUGGUUCGAUGACAUCACAGAUACAGAGUUGAUGGAUCUGAUCCCUUUCUUUGAAGGACUGAGCAGAGAGGAGGACGUGUACAGUGUGCUUCAGAACCUCCGAAGCAGGUAGCGCUGACAGAGACCCUCCCCCCGCCUUGAGGGCUCCAGAACCAGCGAUGCCAGCCCAGUCCCCUCCUCCUCUCGCCUCAAGGACUCCAGAACCA